Molecule: messenger RNA, 1287 nt
Organism: Carcharodon carcharias (great white shark)
Lineage: Eukaryota; Metazoa; Chordata; Chondrichthyes; Lamniformes; Lamnidae
Product: DELTA-actitoxin-Ate1a-like
Exons: 3
Coding region: 304-816 (170 amino acids)
Biological process (GO): cytolysis in another organism; monoatomic cation transport; pore complex assembly
Cellular component (GO): pore complex
Molecular function (GO): channel activity
Source: RefSeq, a predicted model, not a curated record
CUUUUAGUAAAACAUUGGUACAAUAGAUCUUUGUUCAGGUUGAGUUUGUUGCAUGUAAACUUGGUGUAAUGUUACGUUAUCCCAACUUAACAUGAAACAGUUUGAAAUUCUAAAAUAUUAUGAAAAUGCUAAAGGGGUGUGUCACUUGCAGUAGAGGGGCUGAUCACAGCAAUUGCAAUAGGGGUGUGGAAGCAGUCAUAAAGGCUGAAGACUUGCAUCUGAAGACUUGUGCAUUUUGGAGCUUUAUAACACUACAGUGACUUAGCAGUCUGCCUUCAACUUGAUCUUCCUGUCAGGCUAAAAAUGGCUGCACCAUCAGGUGAAUUUAACAGAAGUGUUCUUGUUCAAAUCGCUAACAACACCGAGAACAAAUUAUUCACCUCACCUGCGACUUAUAUCUACAGCGGUUAUAUAUACAGUAAGCCAACACCCUUGAUCAAUCCUGGGAUGAAAGGAGAGGCUCUGUUUGUUAGGACUUCAGGUACGGCUCGCGGAAGUGUUGGGGUGCUGACCUACACAUUUGGUCAUACCCAGGUCUCGCUGCUGUUCUCCAAUCCCUAUGAUUACAACUUGUACUCCACGUUUUUUGCCUUAUACAUUCCUUAUGAACCUGAACAGACAGAUGAAAAUCUAUACUACAAGAUGUAUUACGAACUUGUACCGUCUUGCAACUUUGCUAAAAUAACAUUGGAUUCAGGAAUUGGAGAAAUUUCUGUUUGUGGCGGGAAUGUAGUUAUCACAGCUACUAUAAAUGCAAUGAAUGAUAGUUCCAUCAGCAUUGUUAUCAGAGAUAAGGAUUGCGCUGGUAAAGACUGAACUGGAUCCUUCAACAAUUUGUUUGUUGCAGUCUAUCUUCUCCAGCAAUAAUGAAGCUUCCACACACAUAUUUGCAAUUCAUAUCUUUUUAAUAGAUCUAAAAAUAUUGUAUGAUAAUAGAAAAUAUUCAGCUCUUGAAAAUGCUGCAUUAAGAAACCCCAGAGUAAAGUUAGUUGAUUUUCAUUUUUCUUCAGAUUGAAACAUUUAUGUGAACCCAUAAAGUUUUUGGAGACCAAGGUUAGAAGGUGGUGAAGGAAGUUUUUUGGAUUAUUGAAACAGUUUUACUGAUUGUGUGAAUGACCCUGUAUUCAUGUCAUUGGAAUGUAGACCCAACUCUGCUAGUUAAUGUGUUUUAAAACACUCUGUAUUUCAAUCUGUUGUUAUGGGUUCAUACUGACUCUGCUGUACUGUCAUGUACUGCAACAGCAGCAGGCAGUAUUGAGAAUAGAACAAAUAAAUGUUUGAACAUCA